Molecule: messenger RNA, 336 nt
Organism: Rosa chinensis
Lineage: Eukaryota; Viridiplantae; Streptophyta; Magnoliopsida; Rosales; Rosaceae
Product: early nodulin-like protein 1
Exons: 2
Coding region: 1-336 (111 amino acids)
Cellular component (GO): plasma membrane
Molecular function (GO): electron transfer activity
Source: RefSeq, a predicted model, not a curated record
AUGUUAAGUGCAACAGAAGCUAGAAAGUAUAGAGUCGGAGGCGACUUGGGUUGGACUAUCCCUCCCAGCGGCGCUGCCACUUAUGCUUCAUGGGCUUCAAAGUACACCUUCAAAGUUGACAAGGAUCUUCUAGGGUUCGACUUCAAAGCAGGAAAAAAUGACGUGAUUGUAGUCACAAAGGAGAAUUUCGACAUCUGCAACACCACGAAACCAUUAUAUCAAUACAAGGGUCCAGUAUUUCCUAGAGCUGCCAUUUCCGGCACAUAUUAUCUCACUUUCAGCUUCGCGGGGCACUGUGCCAAGGGCCAAAAGGUAGCCAUCUAUUUUGCACCCUAG